UGCUCUCCGCCCAUUAAACCCCCCCGCUCCGAUUUCACCGCUCUCUCUCUCUCUCUCUCUCUCUCUUCAUGAGCGUAUCUCCAUCGUAAGGGACAACCUCGCCUGGCCACCCCGUCUCGUUCCCGAUUCCGCCAUGGAAUUAACGAUCAAUGGCCACCAGCAGCACGGCGACCCCCCGGCCAUUGACGUUCAAUCCCCCGCCUCCGGCUCCGACCUCGCCGGCGGCGGCGGCGAGCUGCCCCUCCGCCCGACGGAUUCUGCGAGGUGGAUCUGUCCCCCGGCCGGAUGAGGAGCCGCCGAGCGGGAACCCCGGCGAUCCCGCGAUCCGGGAGGACCCCGCCUCCGAAGAAGCCGACGACGCUGGCGGUGCCGGCGCCGCCAGAGAAGCGGCUCCGGCUUCGCCGCCUGCGACGGAUGAGUCGGAGGAGGACCGAGGUGCCGAGGCCGAGGAUCGCGAGCGUGCGAUUGGUAACGGGGCGAAGGCCGCCGGCGGCGUCGGAGGCGGCGGCUCUGACGUGAUCAGCGUGAUCCAGCCUCAUUCGCAGCUCCCGAAGCCGGAGGCCCCGCCGAUGUCGCGCUCUCCGCCGCGGGACGUCGACGCCGCCGCCCCCAUAUUGGGCCGAUCGCAGUCCACGCCUGGCGGGCUCCCGGCGGUCGACAUGCCGGCCAUCGGGAAGUUCAUCCGGGACCGGAGCAACAGCUUCUCCGCCGCGAUCGUGAAGCGGCUGUCGUCUCUCAAGGAGAAGGGGAGCGAUGACGACGGCGGCAAGGGCGAUUCCGAUUUCAAGCCCAACGGUGUGACGGAGAUCAAUCUCUCGGGGCUGAAGGUGGUGGUGACGCUGAAGACGGAGGAGCGGCCGGAGAAGGAGCUGCGGGGCAGGAUCAGCUUCUUCUCGCGGUCUAACUGCCGGGACUGCACCGCGGUGCGGUGCUUCUUCCGGGAGCGGGGGCUCAAGUUCGUGGAGAUCAACGUGGACGUGUACCCGCAGCGGGAGAAGGAGCUGGUCGAGCGGACGGGGAGCUCGCAGGUGCCGCAGAUCUUCUUCAACGAGAAGCUGUUCGGCGGGCUGGUGGCGCUGAACUCGCUGCGGAACAGCGGGGGGUUCGAGCAGCGGCUGAGGGAGAUGCUCGCGGGGAGGUGCUCCGCGGGGGCGCCGGCGCCGCCGGUGUACGGGUUCGACGACCCGGAGGUGGAGGAAGAGGGGCGGGCGGACGAGGCGGUGGGGAUCGUGAGGGUCUUGCGGCAGCGGCUGCCGAUCCAGGACCGACUAAUGAAGAUGAAGAUCGUGAAGAACUGCUUCGCCGGGGCGGAGAUGGUGGAGGUGCUCAUCCACCACCUGGACUGCGGCCGGAAAAAGGCUGUUGAGAUUGGAAAGAAGUUGGCCAAGAAACACUUCUUCCAUCAUGUAUUUGGGGAGAAUGAUUUUGAAGAUGGAAACCACUUCUAUCGUUUCAUUGAGCACGAACCAUUUAUUCCCAGAUGCUACAAUUUCCGAGGAUCUACAAAUGACAGCGAACCAAAGCGAGCAGCUGAAGUUGGCUUAAGGAUGACCAAGAUAAUGUCUGCCAUACUUGAGUCUUAUGCUUCUGAAGAUAGGCGCCAUCUUGAUUAUGGAGCCAUAAGCAAAGGUGAAGAGUUCAGAAGAUACGUGAAUUUGUCUCAAAAACUUCACCGGGUGGACUUACUGGAACUCUCACCCGAUGAAAGGCUGGCGUUCUUCUUGAAUUUGCAUAAUGCCAUGGUCAUUCAUGCUGUGAUAAGGGUUGGUCUACCAGAAGGAAUCAUGGAUAGGAGAUCGGUAGACUCUGACUUCCAGUACAUAGUCGGCGGGUAUCCAUUCUCCCUUAGCACAAUAAGAAAUGGAAUAUUGAGGAACAACCGGAGACCUCCUUACUCAUUGGCCAAGCCCUUUGGCACUGGAGACAGGCGCUUAGAGCUCACUGUUCUUAAAGUAAACCCCCUCAUACAUUUUGGUCUAUGUGACGGCACGAGGUCGAGCCCAACUGUGAGAUUCUUCUCUCCUCAAGUAGUCCAAUCUGAACUCAGAAGUGCCGCCAGAGAGUUUUUCCAGAAUGGCGGGGUUGAAGUGGACCUGGAGAAAAGGACACUUAAACUCACUCGAAUCAUGAAGUGGUUCAGCGCCGAUUUUGGACAGGACAGGGAAAUCCCGAGGUGGAUCCUCAGCUACUUGGACGCAACCAAGGCAGGUCUUUUGACGCAUCUCCUAAGCGAUGGCGGUCCCAUUCACCUCGCCUACCAAAACUAUGACUGGUCUGUAAAUUCCUGAUUCAACCGGCAACAUUCUUGUGGAUAGAAAAACGAAGAACGCUAAACUUAUAAAUCACAUUGAGAGAUGAUUAAAGUUGAGGUGAUGCCGAUUACAUACUGUAUAUAUCUGAAUUUUUUGCGAGUUCAUCCCGAGCCAUUAAAAUGGAAGUUCGAGGAUAUGAUAUAGGUAUAUGCUUGUUUGUCUCAACCGGCGCGCCAAAGAUGACAAAUUGUCGCGCUUUCUUGCUCUUUUUCCCGGCAUAUGGGACUUUGUUUGUAAUGUUCGGUGAUUAGACUUGCGAAGAACAAAGUCUGAACUGUUUGAAUGAUCUGUGCCAUUAAA
Molecule: messenger RNA, 2612 nt
Organism: Eucalyptus grandis
Lineage: Eukaryota; Viridiplantae; Streptophyta; Magnoliopsida; Myrtales; Myrtaceae
Biological process (GO): intracellular signal transduction
Source: RefSeq, a predicted model, not a curated record